CACUGUGCAGAACAAUCUCUGAUAACAAUCUCACUUAUAGUUUGCUUGUUGCUCCACUGUGUGAAGUGUAGUGGUACAGUUGUUGUUGCUCCCUCAGAUUCAGCUUAAGAUCACAAUAUGAAGUUCUUCAGCAGUUUUGCUAUUUGUAUCUGUUUGGUGAUCCCAGCAGUUCUCACUACUAAUGCUUCCCCGGAGGGAGAUCUCCAACUGUCGGGAGGUGUGAAAGUGUCCAAGUCUGCAUUCCACUGUAAAGUGUUGGAGCACCACAGAAUGGACUGUUUCUGUCUGAGCGCCCAGUUCACCGUUAACAGCUGCCAUUCCUUACUGGGCGAGGACAUCAUCAACUCCCACAAGUACAAAAUAGAUCACAUCAAGGGUUCAUUGUGUCGGAAUCACAGAAUGAAUUGUCGCAACGGUGAAAAUACAAAGCAAUGCUGUAGAUCACUACUCUGCUACAGGAAUCUUGGGUGUCGUUAAAACAACAAACUAACUGAGGAUAACACGUUA
This is a messenger RNA of Bolinopsis microptera, 507 nucleotides long. RefSeq lists its product as uncharacterized. The record is from RefSeq and is a predicted model, not a curated record. The transcript has 3 exons. The coding region runs from base 118 to 477 and encodes 119 amino acids. NCBI's taxonomy places the organism in Eukaryota, Metazoa, Ctenophora, Tentaculata, Lobata, Bolinopsidae.